AGACAGGGUUAUGAUUAUAUCUCCAUUAAAAGUUCUCCACGAGUUUGUGCAAGUUUCAUGACCCACUAUGGCAGUAAACUUGAGCAAAAACGGACCCGCGCUUACAGACGCUUAUAAUGAAGUGGUGAACGGGAGAACGAGCACAGACUGGGUGUUGUUCACCUAUGAAGGAAACAGUAACGACAUUCGAGUUGCAGGAAAGGGAGAUGGUGGGCUUGAAGAAAUGGUGGAGGAACUGAACAGCGGCAAAGUCAUGUAUGCCUUCUGUAAAGUGUUGGACCCCAGCUCUGGAGUUCCCAAGUUUGUGCUCAUCAACUGGACUGGCGAGGGAGUCAAGGACGUUAGAAAGGGUGUUUGCGCCAAUCACGUUCAUUCAAUGGCCAAUUUUCUGAGGGGUGCCCAUGUGACCAUCAACGCCCGAUCAGAUGAUGAUGUUGAACCUGCAGCCAUCAUGGAAAAGGUAGCCAAGGGCUCGGGCGUCAACUACAACAUCCAGAAAGAAUCAAAGCAGAAAAAUAAUUGUGAACCUCCUGGACGUGUGGGCUCUGUUUAUAAAAAGGUCAGUGCUUUAGAUGAAAUAAAGAGUACAGACAGAGACAACUUCUGGGCUAAGGCUGAGCAAGAUGAAAAGACUCGCCGGCAGGAGGAGCGCAGGAAGGCAAAUGAGGAGAGGCAGCGUCUGGAGAAGGAACAGAGGGAGCGGGAUGCUCGAGAGGCAGACGAACGAGAACAAAGUCGGAAGGAGAAAGGGAAAGAGAUCGACCAACAGAGGCAUUUUGAAAAGAAACAAGAGGCAGAGAAUAAAGAACAGGAGCAGAGAAAAUUGGAGAAAGAGCAGAAGGAACACCAGUCUCCUGUCAAAGCAGGAAUACUGCGAUCGGAGUCUGUGCAGAAGGCCAAUGAGGCAGCAUCAAUUAUCUCUCAGCGUUCCAUCAAUCCCAGAGAGCUGUUCAUGAAGAAGGAGAGAAGUUUGGCCAACAGUGCAACGACUUCUUCAACCACCCGACCAAGUCAGUUGAAAAGCCCAUUUUUAUCCCAGCAAGCAGUCAGUGCAGAAAACCCUCCCAAUGAAAGCAGGUCUCAGCCCUUAUCUCCAGUUCGCCCUGCGGCGGCCGUCUCGGUUUCACAUGCACCAGCUCCAGUCUCUCCUGUGAACGAAACUACUGCUUUCCCAGUAGAAAAGGAAGACCCCUUCUCUGAUGAUCCAUUUGUAACUGAACAAGCCGAGGGUUCUGAAGACGAAUGGGAUGAUUCAGGCGGGGAGGGAUUGAGUCCUGAUGCUGGGAAGCAGCAAAGUUAUGAUCUAGACGACAUCUACACAGACGUCCCCUCACAAGAAAGUCUCUAUGAGAACGUUAACCAGGAUUUCCAAACCCAUGCUGGUGAAGCAGAGGAGACAGGCGAAAACCAGAACAUCUGCGCAAGAGCACUAUAUGACUACCAAGCUUUGGAUGACACAGAGAUCACCUUUGACCCGGAUGAUAUUAUCACAGGAAUCGAGAUGAUAGAUGAGGGCUGGUGGAGAGGUUAUGGUCCUGACGGUCACUACGGACUUUUUCCUUCGAAUUAUGUUGAGCUUGUUUAAGUCUUCAGUAAGCAGUCAGAUGCAAUAUCAUUUGACAAAAUGAUUGUGGUUUGUUAAUGUGCUUUGAUGAUGUUACCGGGUGUUUGCAAAAUCUGCUUUCUUUAUACACAGGGAGUUCCUCAGGGGCAGGGGCUCAAAUGUUAAAUGGGGCAAUGUAAAAAAAUAAAAUAAAAUAAAAUUGUAUAGGUCAAAAGUUUGGACACAUUACUAUUUCAGGUCAUCAAGCCUGCAUUUAUUUGAUCAAAAUUUUAAUGUACAUGAAAAUGUUAUGCAAUGCUGAUUUAUUAUGCAAAUAAUGUUCAAUAAAGGUUUAUGUUCUUUUCA
Carassius gibelio (silver crucian carp) is the source of this 1909-nucleotide messenger RNA. RefSeq names its product drebrin-like protein B. Gene Ontology annotation, biological process: positive regulation of dendritic spine morphogenesis; positive regulation of axon extension; neuron projection morphogenesis. Gene Ontology annotation, cellular component: plasma membrane; postsynaptic membrane; cortical actin cytoskeleton. The transcript is spliced from 15 exons. The coding region runs from base 68 to 1585 and encodes 505 amino acids. Gene Ontology annotation, molecular function: actin filament binding. NCBI's taxonomy places the organism in Eukaryota, Metazoa, Chordata, Actinopteri, Cypriniformes, Cyprinidae. The record is from RefSeq and is a predicted model, not a curated record.